Molecule: messenger RNA, 450 nt
Organism: Postia placenta MAD-698-R-SB12
Lineage: Eukaryota; Fungi; Basidiomycota; Agaricomycetes; Polyporales; Adustoporiaceae
Exons: 3
Coding region: 1-450 (149 amino acids)
Source: RefSeq, a predicted model, not a curated record
AUGGCACCACAGUCGACGAGCCACGCUGGCGUCUUCCUAGAAAGCGAAUGGAUUGGGUCUGGUAAGAAGUUCACAAAAGAUUUACCUGCCUAUGUCAAGACGGCCCUCGAGGCCCAACUUUUGCUGCCGCCAGCAAUACUAUCCUUGGUACUACCAGGUAGCAUCAAGGGGUUCGAGCCGGAGGAACGAGACGACGACGAGACACUGGAGUGGCUCGAUGAGCCUGCUACAGUUAUCCGGGGAGAGUCUGGGUUUGUUGCUGCAAACAAGGUGAACCUUAAUGACCCGGACCUUCUAGAGAUGCUCGCGACAUCGCCGCCGUCGUCUAGGGCUGGAAAUUCACAACGGCCGCGCACGGAUGUUCAGGAGGACUCGGAGCUAGUAAAUGUGAACGAGCCGGCAGAAGAUGAAACUCUGUAUGCCCUUGCGUGUAAUUCGGACGCUCCCUGA